AUGAGUAAAAAAAUUAUAGUAGAAAAGUGUUUGACUGUAUUUAAAGGGUUAGGAGCCUUGCCAGGUAAGCCAUAUUACAUAACAAUAAAUGAUAAUGUAAAACUGAUUGUAUGUUCUAGUAGAAAAAUUCCCUAAGUCUCAGAAUUAGUAAAUGUAAGGAAACCAAACAACAGUCUUAGAUUUUGUUUAGACCCAAAAAAUUUAAACAAAGCUAUAAAGUGUAUAACCCAAUCCCCAGUGUUGAUAAAAUAUCAGCCGGAUUGAGUGAAAUAAUAUGAUUCAGCGUUGUAGAUUUAAAAGAUGGAUUUUUUCAAGUAUUACUUGAUGAAGAGAGUGGUAAACUAUGUACAUUUGCAAUACAUUUAGUAAGGUAUAGAUUCUUAAGGAUGCACUUUGGUACAAGUUCAGUUUUCAUAGAAAAACAAGUGAUAGUUUCGGUGAUAUGAAGGUGUCCCUACUUAUUUUUAUGAUGUUAUUAUAGGCGGAAAAACAGAAGUUGAGUAUGAUGAGACAUUAUUAAAAGUACUAAAACAAGAAAAAAAGCUUAGUAUUAAGUUAAAUUUAAGUAAUCCCAGUUCAGGCAGAAAGUAGACAAAUAUUUAGGUUUAGUGAUUUCAGCUGAAGAAAUAAAAUCCGAUAAUAACCAGGUGGAAGCAGUAGCAACGUUCAAAGAUCCAACAACCAAGAAAGUGUUACUUAGAUUUUUAGGUAUGGUAAAAUAUCUUGUCAGUUCAUAUCAAACUUGAAUAAAAUAACUGCACCACUUCACAGGUUCACUAACAAUAACGUCAAGUAUAAGUGGACAAGUGAACAUAGUGAUGCAGUAGAGAAAUUAAAAAAGGCCUUAAUUAUUGCCCCUGGUCAUAAAAAUGCUGGAAAUGAAAGACCAGUGUUAAUACAAACAGAUGCUUCUAAAGAUGGGAAUAUACUCAGCUUUAUUAAAAGGCGGACAUAUAGUAGCUUAUGCGUCAAAAAGUAUGACCAAGUACCGGAUGAGAUUAGGUUAUACUGGAAAAUUAAAAUCGAACUGUUUGUAAUGGUUUAGUGUUUUUAGACAAUAAGAUUGUAAAUUACUGUUAGGAACUACUCUUCCUGAAUCAAUAAAGAAAGAAAUGCUGAGUAUUAUACAUGAAGUACAUUGAGGAGUGGGGAGUAGUUAAAUUAAUAUUGCUGUGUUAGAAUGUUAUGUGUGUCAAAAGUUGCAGUCUGUGGAAAGAGGAAAGAUCCACUGUGUCCUUACGAAAUUACAAAUGGUCCAUGGGAAAAACUAGAUACAGACAUCUUAAAAUUUAAGCAAAAAUUAUUCUUGGAAAUGGCAAAUUAUUACUCUAAAAGUGUUGAGUCAAUAAAAAACAAGUAUUUUCAAGAGUUAAUAGGGAAAUUACAACUUAUGUUCGCAAGGUUUGGUAUAGCAAACACAAUCAUAGCAGAUAACUUUCCAUUCAGUAGCACUGAGUCUAAAGAAUUUUCAGAAACAUAGAACUUCAGUAUAAAAACUACUAGUUUCAAUCAUGCGCAGUCAAACGGAUUUGUAGAAAAGUUUAUAGGUAUUUGUAAAAAAAUAUUAAAAAAAUGUUUAAUAACUAGUAGUAGUCCGUUAGUAGCCUUAUUAAAAUAUCGUAAUACACCUAUUAGUGAAUUAAAGUUAUCACCAGCUUAGCUGCUAAUGUCUAGGAUACUUAAAGAUAUGAUUCCAAUUGUGUAUAAUGUAUUAAAACCAAAAUAAAAUGAUGAGUCGUAUGUUAAAAAACAGUUAAAAAAAAAAAAAAAAAAACACUAUUAUAAUAGAAAUACGUUUUCAAAUAAAGAAUUUGUUGGAAAUCAAAUAGUAUUGAUUUUAAAGAGUGGAUGCUUGGUACUAUAGUGGAAGUGUUAUAUACACUAAGGUCAUAUUUGGUGAGGGACAAUACAGAAAAAGUGUUGAAGAGAACAAGUAGAUUUAUUAAAAAAUGAGUGCUCAAUGACAUAGAGUUUAAAAAUAUAGAUCCUUCGAGUUGAAUAAUAAAUAUCAGCCCAACAACCAACACCCAACUUAUUCCAAGUCCUGUUGCUAAUCAUAAAAGGUUAAUAAAAAGUACUAGAUCAAAAGAAUUUGUAUAUAGCUAAGAUAUUUAUGUUUAAUUAAUUAUUAUGUUAUUUGUUUUUUCACUUGUAUACUUUGUUAAUUGUUCACUGUGAAUGCUAAUGAAUUAUAAAUUUAAAUGUUGUUACUAUAUUAUUUAUUGAAUUAGAUCUAAUAUUAUUUAUUAUUAUGUUCUAUAUAAUUAAAUUGUUUUGUAAUUAUGAAUAUAAGAAAAAAUAAAAUUGUAAUAAUAAAAAAGAUGUCCUAGGGUAAUGGAAAUUGUUGCAACCACUGUUAUAGGUGAAUUAAUGUAUAUCUGUAAUCAGUUCAGUUGAUAGUAAUGCUUUGUCAACAAUAUAUCAAUAUAUAAGUCAUAUUAUGGUAAAAUAACUAAAUAGGCAAUAUAUAUUUUUUUUAAUUAUAUUUGUUUAUUAUUGUAUAGAUUAUCUCCGUUUUUUUUGCGUUUUUCUCGGUUUUCCCAAGUUUUUUCUCGGAUUAUCACAUUUGCUAAUAAAACUGUCGGAAAAAUCGAAAAAUAACCCUAAUGUACCUUUCUAGUCAGAUUUUCUUUCAGAAAAAGCGCUAUCAUUGUAAAUCGAACCAAGAUUACUGGUAUAAAAGUUGUACACAGAAAUAAAAUAUCAUAAUAUUUUUUUACUAAUACUUACAUUUCGUAUAUUUCCCGUUUUUCUGACAUUUUAUCCCGGUUUUUUCCUAGUUAAUAUGAAAACCGAUUGAAAAAUCACAAAAAUUGCCUCCUUAAACCAUAGAGAAGAAAUUUUCUUUCAGAUAAUACGCUGCACUUGAUACAUGAGAGCAAGAUUUCGGGUAGAAUAGUUUGCACAACAAGGUAUUUUUCGAUUACUAGUGAUAUCUAGGUCCUAGGUACACUUAAAAUGCAUUUCUUUUUUUGCCUAUUAAGGUAAAAGAAAAAAAAAAGUGCAACAAAUUUCUUUUUAAAACCUGGGUUUAAACCCACGACCAUUAGUAUAACAAUACAUACUCAUGACCAUUCGACUACAACAAACAUAUAGUUAAACGUGUUGUCAAAAAUAUAUAAUUUAAUUAUGUGUGUACUCAAUAAAAAAAAAUUAUACUUCUCUUUGCAUUUACCUAAUUACCAUUACAAUAUGAAUUAAUCAAAUAAUAUUAAGUACACAAUAUAACAGAUGGAAGUCAAAUUAUAAUAUAAUGUUUUUAGUAGAAUUACAAACAAAUUUAAUUUACGGUAUCAAUUACUCAUUAUUAUAUUAUUACAGUUGUAUUCAAAUAUUAUGAAAUUAAAUUAAAUAUUCAUUUUUAUUAAGGUAAGAAAUUUAUAGCACUCGACAUUUCAAACAAAUAAUCAGGCAUUUUUUUUAUUUUGAGUAAAAUGAUGAAUGUUUUAGUUUUCCUAUGAAGGUUUUAGUUUCUGAGCAAAGUGAUGAAAAAAUUGGUUUCUUGCUCCUAAUUUUUAAGUGUAGCACCUUUCCUGAAAGGAAAUCGGAUUGGGGUGGUACUUUAAGGAGGUAUUAUUUUGAUUAUCUCAGCUGUUUUUAUAAUAAAUAGUAUGAAUGUAGGAAAACCGGAAAAAUAGGGAAAAUAUACAAAUAUUAUUAAAGAAUAUAUAUAAUACAUAUAACAUAUGUAUAUUUUACAAUAAUAUAUUGUUGACAAAGCAACACUAUUAUACCGAACUCCACUCAGAAACGUGUUUUAUUAGUAGUGAUUAAUCGUUUUGUAUAAAUAUACAUUCAAUUUCUUAGAUACCUUCCUAACUUCUCUCCUAAAACAGUGACUAAUCCACAUGUUAAGUAUGUCAGUCUUUUUCUUGUUUCUUUUUAAAUAUUGUACCUUUUUAUAUAGAGUUUUAAAGUUCUAAUGUUACCUAUAUUUUGUAUUAGGUAUAUUAAUUUUGUCACGAGUACCAGAUUAUGAAUAGAAAUCUACUAACAUAGAUGUGCGCAGGAUAUUUUCUUGGGAUGUGCCAUACAAAAAAUGGUCCGUUAUUCCUUAAAUUUAAGUGGGCCUUAAACCCCCUCCCCCUGGUCUUAGUUGUAUAAGACAGUGAAUGCAGUUUAUUGUUAUGUUGUAAUAACCUAAUGUUAUUUUUGGUUACAAUAAACAAUUGUUAUUAUUAUUGUUAUUGUUAUCUUGCUAGAAAUUUAUAAUUUCAAAAUCCUAUUAUUCAAUCUGGUUCAAUCAACAAAUGUUUAUUAUUAAAUAUAUAUUUUUAGAUACUAUGAGCAAAGGAAGAAUGAAGAGGUGAUAAACAUGUUAGAGGAUUCGGACAUAAAAGCUACUAUGAAAAGCAAAAGGAUAAGCUGGGCAGGGCAUAUAUGGCGAGGCCAAGAGCAGACAAUUGGCCAAGUCAUCUACUGGAAGCCAAAGAGCAAAAGACCACUCGGCCGCCCAAGACAAAGAUGGGUAGAUAGGGUCCAUAAAGACUUGGAUAUGCUGGGAAUUUUGAACGGUGAAGAGCUAGCCACGGAUAGUGACAGAUGGAGGGAAGUAGUGGUUGCGGCGAAGGACCUGAAGGGUCUGUUUUAA
Molecule: messenger RNA, 4591 nt
Organism: Cinara cedri
Lineage: Eukaryota; Metazoa; Arthropoda; Insecta; Hemiptera; Aphididae
Source: the annotation of a GenBank genome assembly